Molecule: messenger RNA, 849 nt
Organism: Lathyrus oleraceus (garden pea)
Lineage: Eukaryota; Viridiplantae; Streptophyta; Magnoliopsida; Fabales; Fabaceae
Exons: 2
Coding region: 1-849 (282 amino acids)
Molecular function (GO): zinc ion binding; nucleic acid binding
Source: RefSeq, a predicted model, not a curated record
AUGGUUUCUAGAAGGAAUGAUGAUGUGCUUGCGGCGACAUUGACCCUGUUGGCUGGUGUCAUUCCACAAAUGAAUGCUGGUGAUCGGGAGCGUGAUGUUGAUGAGUUCCGUGCUUUAGGGAAGUUCCAGAGGAACAAUCUUCCAACUUUUGAAGGAGCUCAUGAACCUGAGAAAGCUCAAGAGUGGUUGAAGGCGAUUGAGAAAAUCUUCCGAGUUAUGAAUUGUUCAGAUGCGCAGAAGGUGCAGUUUUUCACUCAUAUGCUUGAGAAAGAAGCUAAGGAUUGGUGGCGCAACACUGUUGAGAGAUUUGAUGAGGAUGACAUUGAAAUGACUUGGGCACUUUUCCCUGAGUAUGCUGCAAAGUUUGAGGAGUUGAUCAAAUUUUGUCCCCAUUACAAUACUGCUAAUGCUGAGAGAUCCAAGUGUCUUAAGUGUGUGAAUGGCUUGAGACCUAAUAUCAAGAAGGCAAUGGGUUACCAACAGAUUAUGAGAUUUUCUAAGUUGGUUAACAAGAGUAGGAUCUAUGAUGAGGAUAACCGUGAGAGUGUUGCUCAUUACAAGUCCUUGCAUGAUAAGAAAGGAAAAGGGCAAUUCCGAGGGAAGCCAUAUGAUGGUAAGAAGAAAGCUGGUGAUGGCAAAAAGUCGAGUGGGGGAGGAUCUCACACUCUUGUCAAGUGCUUCAGAUGUAGUGUUGAGGGACAUCGUGCUCCCGAGUGUCCUAAGGGCGAUGUGACUUGUUUCAAGUGUGGCAAGCAAGGUCACAAAUAUAUUGAUUGUAGAGUUGGUUCGAAUGUGACUUGCUACAACUAUGGUGACAAAGGGCACAUUAGUACCAAGGCAACAAGCUGA